Messenger RNA from Dama dama (fallow deer), 3876 nucleotides. It is a transcript of the gene PPP1R36, whose product is annotated as protein phosphatase 1 regulatory subunit 36. Gene Ontology annotation, molecular function: phosphatase binding. Gene Ontology annotation, biological process: negative regulation of phosphatase activity. The coding region runs from base 28 to 1242 and encodes 404 amino acids. NCBI's taxonomy places the organism in Eukaryota, Metazoa, Chordata, Mammalia, Artiodactyla, Cervidae. The transcript has 11 exons. The record is from RefSeq and is a predicted model, not a curated record.
ACGCUCUGAAGCGGCCCGCUGGAGACCAUGAGCACUGUCCCGGAGUUUUAUUCGAGGCGGCGGCGGUGGGACUCGCACUCUGCCCAGUCGGAUCAAUUGGGAUUGCGAUUAGGUAUGUGGUACUGGAAAGAUGAAACCAAAACACUUGAAUUCAGAAGUUUUACACCUGCAGUAGAACUCAAGGAAAGAGGAAAGAAAGGCAAAGCAGUUCACUUUGUUGAAAUUGAUGGUCCAGCUUCAGACAGGUUGACAGAUAAACGGUUUGCUCUAAGAGAUGAUAAGUCACCCAGAGGCUUGGAGAAACGGAGUCAGCAGGGCAACGUUACACUCCACGAUGCUAAAUUUGUGGCUUUGCUUUUACUACAAGAUACUGAGAUGCCGCGUAUCUGUUCCUUUACAACAUUUAUGAGGAAUAAGAAUCUUGACAAUUUCCUUAUGGCAUUGUUGUACUACUUAUAUUAUUACUUGGAAAAAAUCUCACAGGAAAAGAAACCCAAAAGCUAUAUGAUAGGCCUUGUAGAGAAAAAAGAAAUGGAAAUGAUUAUCAGUAAGUUAGAAGCAGCACAGAAAUACUUGGCACAGAAGUACUGUGUCCUCGUCCUGGGCUUGGGAAUGCCUGAUAAGCAUCACAUGAGCUGCGGAAAGGGAAAAAUAUCAGAUACACAAAAAGACUGGAAAUUCUUUGAGUCCUUUUAUACAUUCUGUACAUACGUAGCCUGGAUUGUCUUCCGACGUCAACACUUCACAGAGAUUGAGGAAGAAAUAGGAAGGCUCUUUCGUUCCAACAUGUUCAACAUUCCUCGAAGGAAGCGCGAGGAUGAAGAGUCAGGAGGGGAAAAGAAGCGCAUGACUUUUGUACAAUUCAGGAGAAUGAUGGCAAAACGCCCAGCGAUUAAAAAAGCCAUUCACAUGCGCUCUCCAGUCAUGUCCACUCUGCUGCCCUCUCUCAGAGAAAAAGCUCAGAAUGUCUCUGAGAAAAAGUACCGUCAAAUAGGCACGAAAUUCCCAGCCCAGAUGCAAGAGCCCAGGGAAACUCUGGACUCUUUGCACAUGCCAAUAGUUGGCAUCUUGGGGGAGCCUCGAUGUCAGUUCAACCCCCAUACCCUUAUCCCCCUUGAUCCAGAAGAAAGCAUGAAGUCUGGGAAAUCGUCUUCCCUGAUAGAAAGAAAUAACUUGAGGAUUCAGGAUACACUGGACUUAGUCAUGAGAACACUGUCCUCUCAAACAACAUUCCCUAAAUAAUCUAUACAUUCCACUUCUGUAGUUAAUUCUUAUAUUUGAAGUAAACUACUUUGACUUAAUCACUUAUAUAAGACUAAUGUUUAUUAUUAAACUUUAAAACUUAUCCAAAUUAUUUUGCUAAAAGUUCAACAGUAGACUAAAGAAUUCUAGGAAGCUUUUGAAAAGCUCAUUUUGCUAUAUUUAAUAGUUUGUUUUGUUAAUUAUUUACUUUCUUGGCUUUACAUGACUGUUUAGAGUAAUGUAUUAGGACAUUUGCCUUUUUAUACUGCUCAAUGAACAAUGCAAAGAAGUAGAAGAAAACAAUAAAAUGGGAAAGACUAGAGAUCUCUAAGAAAAUUGGAGCCAUCAAAGGAACAUUUCAUGCAAGGAUGGGCAUGAUGAAGGACAAAAAUGGUAAAGACUUAACAGAGGUAGAAGAGGUUAAGGAGAGGUGGCAGGAAUACACAGAAGAACUGUACAAAAAAGGUAUUGAUGACCCAGAUAACCAUGAUGGUGUGGUCACUCACCUAGAGCCAGACAUCCUGGUGUAUGAAGUCAAGUGGGCCUUAGGAAGCAUUACUACCAAUAAAGCUAGUGGAAGUGAUGGAAUUCCAGCUGAGCUAUUUAAAAUCCUAAAACAUGCUGUUAAAGUGCUGCACUCAGUAUGUCAGCAAAUUUAGAAAACUCAGCAGUGGCCGCAGGACUGGAAAAUGUCAGUUUUCUUCCCAAUUCCAAAGAAGGGCAGUGUUAAAAAAUGUUCAAAAGUGAAAGUUGCUUCGUCAUGUCCAACUCUUUGUGACCCCAUGGACUAUAGCCCGCCAGGCUCCCCGUCCAGGGAAUUUUCCAGGCAAGAGUGCUGGAGUGACUUGCCAUUCCCUUUUUCAGGGGAUCUUCCCAACCUGGGGAUCGAACCUGGGUUUCCUACAUUGGAGGCAGAUUCUUUACCAUCUGAGCCACCACACCACCAGACAACUGGGCUCACUUCCUAUGCUAGUAAAGUGAAAGAAAGUAAAAGUCACUCAGUCAUGUCCAACUCUUUGCCACCCCAUGAACUGUACAGUACAUGGAAUUUUCCAGGCCAGAUUACUGGAGUGGGUAGCCUUUCCCUUCUCCAGGGAAUCUUCCCAACCCGGGGAUUAAACGCAGGUCUCCUGCAUUGCAGGCGGAUUCUUUACCAGCUGAGCCAACAAGGGAAGUCCAAGAAUACUGGAGUGGGUAGCCUAUCCCUUCUCCAGGGGAUCUUCCUGACCCAGGAAUUGAACUGGGGUCUCCUGCAUUGGAGGAGGAUUCUUUACCAACUGAGCUACCAGGGAAGCCCCAUGCUGGUAAGGUUAUGUUCAACAUCCUUCAAGCUAGGCUUCAUCAGUACUUGGAUGGAGAACUUCCAAAUGUACAAGCUGGGUUUAGAAAAGGCAGAGAUCAAAUUGCCAACAUUUGUUGGCUCAUAGAGAAAGCAAGGGAAUUCCCCAAAAACAUUUACUUCUGCUUCAUUGACUACACGAAAGCCUUUGACUGUAUGGUUCACAGCAAAGUGUGGGAGGUUUUUAAAGAGUAGGAAUACCAGAUCAUUUUGACCUGGCUACUGAGAAACGUGUAUGCAGGUCAAGAAGCAACAGUUAGAACCUUACAUGGAACAACAGACUGGUGCAAAAUUAGGAAAGGAGUAUGACAAGGCUGAAUAUUGUCACUCUGUUUAUUUAACUUAUAUGCUGAGUACAUCAUGCAAAAUAUUGGGCUGGAUGAGUUACAAGCUGGAAUCAAGAUUGCUGGGAGAAAUAUCAACAACCUCAGAUAUGCAGAUGAUACCACUCUAAUGGCAGAAAGGGGUACUGAAGAGCCUUUUGAUGAGGGUAAAGGAGGAGAGUGAAAAAGCUGGCUUAAAACUCAACAUAAAAAAAACAAAGAUCAUGGCAUCUGGUCCCAUCACUUCAUGGCAAGUAGAGGGGAAAGAGUGGAAGUAGUGACAGAUUUUUUCCUUCUUGGGCUCCAGAAUCACAGGCUGGUGACUGCAGCCAAGAAAUUAAAAGACCCUUGCUUCUUGGAAAGAAGGCUAUGACAAACAUAGAUAGUGUAUUAAAAAGCAAAGGAAAAGAAAAAAAGCAAAGACAUCACUUUGUCAACAAAGGUCCAUAUAGUCAAAGCUUUGGUCUUUGUAGUAGUUAUGUAAGGAUGUAAGAGUUGGAUCAUAAAGAAGGCUGAGCACCUUAAGAGAAUUGAUGCUUUUGAACUGUGAUGCUGGAGAAGACUCUUGAGAGUCCUUUGGACAGCAAGGAGAUCAAACCAGUGAAUCCUAAAGAAAAUCAACCCUAAAAAUUCAUUGGAAGGACUGAUGCAGAAACUCCAAUACUUUGGCCACCUGAUGUCAAGAGCCAAUUCACUGGAAAAGUCCCCGAUUCUGGGAAAGAUUGAAGGUAAAGUAGAAGAGGGAGGCAGAGGAUGAGAUGCUUAUAUAGCAUCACCGAUGCAAUGGACAUGAACUUGGGUAAACUCUGGGAGAUGGUGAGGGACAGGGAGGCCUGGUGUGCUGCAGUCUCAAAGAGUAAGACAUAACAGAAGAACAUUCUGUUUCUUCAUUUUUGAGUUCCUUUUUGUUUUAUGAGAGAGAGUAAUUGGUACAUCUGAAAACAAAAUACCAUAAAAAGGCAAAAUAAAAUA